AUGCCCUCCUGGGCCCUCUUGGUGGUCACCUCCUGCCUCCUCCUGGCCCCCCAAAACCUGGCACAAGUCACCAGCCAAGGUGCCUCCUUGCUGGCCUCGGAUUCAGAGCCUCUGAACUGUUUCUCUCGAACAUUUGAGGACCUCACUUGCUUCUGGGAUGAGGAAGAGGCAGCGCCCAAUGGAACAUACCAGCUGCUGUAUGCUUACCCAGAGGAGAAGCCCCGCGCCUGCCCUCUGAGCUCCCAGAGCGUGCUCCCCUUUGGAACCCGAUACGUGUGUCAGUUUCCAGCCCAGGAGGAAGUUCGCCUCUUCUUCCCCCUGCACCUGUGGGUGAAGAACGUGUUUCUGAACCAGACUUUGACCCAGCGGGUACUCUAUGUGGACAGUGUGGGCCUGCCAGCUCCCCCAGAUAUCAUUAAGGCUUCGGGCGGGAGCCAGCCAGGGGAACUUCAGAUCAGCUGGGAGGCCCCAGUUCCCGAAAUCAGUGAUUUCCUGAGGCAUGAACUUCGCUAUGGCCCCAAGGAUCCCAGGAGUUCCAUUGGUCCCACAGUCAUGCAGCUGCUGCCCAAAGAAACCUGCUGUCUAGUUCUGCAGAGACUGAACCCAGACCCAGCUCUGCACCAGCCUCCAUGUGCUCAGCCCAUGAUGCCCCAACAGGACGGACCAGAGCAGACCUUCCCAACUAGAGAAGCUUCAUCUCUAACAGUGAGGAGCGGAAGUUGUCUCAUCUCGGGGCUCCAGCCGGGUAAAUCCUACUGGCUCCAGCUGCGCAGCCAACCUGAUGGGGUCUCCCUCCAUGGCUCCUGGGGAUCCUGGUCCCUCCCUGCAACCGUGGACCUGCCUGGAGAUGCAGUGGAAAUCGGACUGCAGUGCUUUACCUUGAACCUGAAGAAUGUUACCUGUCAGUGGCAGCAACGGGACCACGCUAGCUCCCGAGGCUUCUUCUAUCACAGCAGGGCACGGUGCUGCCCCGGACACAGGGAUCCCAUUUGGGAGAAGUGUGAAGAGGAGAAAAAUCCAGGAUUACAGCCCUCCCAGUUCUCCCGCUGCCACUUCAAGUCACGAAACGACAGCAUUAUUCACAUCCUUGUGGAGGUGACCACAGCCCAGGGUGCUGUUCACAGCUACCUGGGCUCCCCUUUCUGGAUCCACCAGGCUGUGCUCAUCCCCACUCCAAACUUGCAAUGGAGGGAGGUCUCCAGUGGGCAGCUGGAAUUGGAAUGGCAACACCCAUCAUCCUGGGGAGCCCAAGAGACCUGCUAUCAGCUCCGAUACACAGGAGAAGGCCAUCAAGAUUGGAAGGUGCUGGAGCCGCCUCUCGGGGCCCAGGGAGAUACCCUGGAGCUGCGCCCGCGCUCCCGCUACCGCUUACAGCUGCGCGCCAGGCUCCACGGCCCCACCUACCAAGGCCCCUGGAGCGCCUGGUCAGACCCGGUGAGGGUGGACACCACCUCCGAGACCGCCUGGAUCACCUUGGUGACCGCUCUGCUCGUGGUGCUGGGCGUCAGCGCCCUCCUGGGCCUGCUGCUGCUGAGGUGGCAGUUCCCUGCGCUCUACAGGAGCCUGAAGCACGCCCUGUGGCCCUCACUUCCAGACCUGCACCGGGUCCUAGGCCAGUACCUUAGGGAUGCUGCAGCGCUGAGUCCGCCCAAGGCUGCAGUCUCAGAUGCCUUUGAGGAAGUAGAACCCAGCCCCCUUGAAAUUCUACCCAAGUCCUCAGAGAAGACUCCAGUGGCCCUGUGUUCCUCCCAGGCCCAGAUGGACUACCGAGGCUUGCCCCCUUCUUGCCUGGGGACCAUGCCUCUGUGUGUGUGCCCACGCAUGGCGGAGUCGGGGUCCUACUGCACCACUCACAUCGCCAACCAUUCCUACUUACCUCUAAGCUGCUGGCAGGCCCCUCUCUCCCCAUACCCUGGACAGAUCCAAACCCACCAGACUUCUUUUUUCAACCUCCCUACCCACCCCAACCCCACAACACAAACAUCUCAGACCUCACGUCCAUCCCCCUCUGUCUGUCCUCAUAGUUGGGCUCCCCGACACUGACAACGUUUGGUACUGCUGCUGACAUAAAGCCGGGUUCAUGUAUUUGACUAAGCUCCUCUAACUCGCCUGUUUUCUCUCUCCUCCCUAAUGCUCGACUCCUUGAGAAGACAUCUCCACAUCCCCACUUCCCAUUUGCUCUUCAGACCAUUUCGGUUAGUUCUCCUGCUUUGCUAAGGAAACUACUCAGGCCCAGUUCACUGUAAACCCUGUAAUUGCCAUGUCUGGUAGGGUCUUGUCAAUCCUCAAUUUAUUUGGUCUCUCUGGGCAUGUCAUGGUGACAGCUCAUUUCUCCUUUAAAUUCUCUCCUACCUUGGCUUCCAUAAUAUCACCAUCUCUCCUGGCUCUGAGUAUAUGAGUAGUUAAAAGCACAAACUCUUGAGUCAGAGCUGUGUUCAAUUCCUCUCUUACCUACUUGCUAGCUGUGUAACCUUGGGCAUGUAAUUU
Nyctereutes procyonoides (raccoon dog) is the source of this 2487-nucleotide messenger RNA. RefSeq names its product MPL proto-oncogene, thrombopoietin receptor (gene MPL). Gene Ontology annotation, biological process: cytokine-mediated signaling pathway; positive regulation of cell population proliferation; hemopoiesis. Gene Ontology annotation, cellular component: external side of plasma membrane; membrane. The record is from RefSeq and is a predicted model, not a curated record. The transcript has 12 exons. NCBI's taxonomy places the organism in Eukaryota, Metazoa, Chordata, Mammalia, Carnivora, Canidae. Gene Ontology annotation, molecular function: cytokine receptor activity; protein binding. Bases 1 to 2043 code for a protein of 680 amino acids.